AUGCCAAUCACCAGAAACAGCGCAGGACGUGGCGAGAAGCUUGACGACCUAGUCAGCAGUGUAUCAGGACGCCGCUACAUCGAAGAGAUUAUACAACAGGCAGUCAAGAAAAACGUCAAGGAAGCAGUCAAGGGAGAGCUGGGAAGGCUUGCCACGAAGCUCGACAAGUUCAUGGAGCGGAUUGAAGAGGAAAACCGCGUGUUUGGCCAGAAGUUGGACGAGAUUCGCGAUGACUUGGACAUGGAGCGCAGAUACUCGAAGAAGGCGCGCACUGAGGAGAGCAAGAAGCCGGUGCCUCCUGCUGUGCAAUACCUGCCGAUAACGCCAAGCGAGAUCAACAUGGUGAAGCAGGCCAUGGGCCGUGUUACCUGGCACCGCUGUCCCAAUGGACACCACAAGGAACUCCCAGACCUGAACGGGUUUCCAGUUACCAGUGGCGGUGUUGAGGACAUGGUCCAGCAGGCAGUGAAGGAAGCGGUGGGCAAUGAGCUGGAGCACACCACAACGGUAGUCAACAAGCAGUUUGACAGUCUUCUAGCAAUUGUGGACAAAACCAGCAGAACUGGACACUCAGCCUCUAGCAAUGGACCAGCAGGAGCGGUGCAGUAUCUGCCGGUGUCAAACGAUGAGAUAGCCAUGGCCAAAAGGGCUCUGUCAGCAUAUCAGUGA
Messenger RNA from Linderina pennispora, 669 nucleotides. RefSeq lists its product as uncharacterized. The transcript has 2 exons. The coding region runs from base 1 to 669 and encodes 222 amino acids. The record is from RefSeq and is a predicted model, not a curated record. NCBI's taxonomy places the organism in Eukaryota, Fungi, Kickxellomycota, Kickxellomycetes, Kickxellales, Kickxellaceae.